Symbiodinium sp. CCMP2456 is the source of this 3120-nucleotide messenger RNA. Lineage: Eukaryota; Dinophyceae; Suessiales; Symbiodiniaceae. The record is from the annotation of a GenBank genome assembly.
AUGGCCAGCGGGUACGAGACAGGGCGGGCAUUGACCGCCAUCGCGACGAAGGCAAACACGGUGACCGCUUACCUCCAAGAACUGUUCCAGCUCAGGCUCUUCAAGCCGAAGCAAGGGCGCUACGCCCGGCAGUGGACGUUGAUCGCAAUCGGCGUCGUGCUGGCGUCAGGCGCCUGGUCGCUGCGGAAUUGGCUUGAAGGAGAGGGGUUCGGCGACAACGUAUCGAUCGGCGUCCCCUUGGCCUUCCUGGCCGUUACGGGCUGGGCGGCGUUCCGCUUGAUCCAGUUCCCCAAGUUCGCCGAGUUCCUCAUCGCCGUCGAGGCGGAGAUGGGCAAGGUGAGCUGGCCGACUCAGAAUGAGUUGUUCAAGGCGUCGGGCGUUGUGAUCUUCGUGAUCUUCGGCCUAGCGGCGCUGCUGUUUCUGUACGACUGGAUCCUGAAGUGGGUGCUGUCGGGGCAGAUGCUUACGGUUACGUUGAGCGACGAAACGCUACCUACCGACUCCAAGCAGCCCGAAGCCGUGGACGAAACGUCCGCUGCCGCUGAUGGCGGCUUGCCGGAUGCCGAUGCGGUCGACACGACGCCCGUUGAAGAGGCGGCCCCGGACGAAGCGGCCCUGGCGAAGGCGGCGUUGAUCCGCGAGCUCGACGAGCUCGAGGCUCAGAUGGACGACGACGAGCCUGUCGAGGAGGCCCCCGCCGGGCCCAUCGAGGAGCUCGGCGCCGGCGAGUUCGACGAGGAUAUCCAGCUUGAGUGGUACAUCCUCAAGGUGCAGAGUAACCGCGAGCGGACCGCGUCGGACGCGCUAAGGCGGAAGGUGGCCAUCGAGGGGAUCGACCGCUAUUUCGGCGAGAUCAUCGUCCCGACCGAGAAGGUCACGGAGUUCAAGAGCGGCAAGAAGAAGACCGUCGAACGAAAGAUCUGGCCGGGCUAUAUCGCCGUCCAGAUGCACGUCAACGACGACACGUGGUUCGCGAUCCGCGAGACGUCGGGCAUCGGUGACUUUACGGGGGCGGCCGGCAAGCCGAUUCCGAUGAGCCCGGCCGACAUCGCUAAGAUCCUGCCCAAGGACGAGGGCGAGCAGGGCGAAGACGACGCGCCAAAGCUGAACAUCAAGUUCGCCGAAGGCGACAAGGUGAAGGUCAUCGACGGAAACUUCGAGAACUUCGAGGGCGACGUCGACACGAUCGAUCAGCAGAGUGGCAAGAUCACGGUAAUGAUCAGCAUUUUCGGCCGUUCGACGCCCGUCGAACUGGAAUACUGGCAGGAAGAAUCAAAGAUGGCGAAGCAAUUAGUCGGACAAGCGAAGUUCCAGAUCCCGGGCGGGCAGGCCACGCCGGCGCCGCCGGUUGGUACGGCGCUCGGUAAGUACGGCGUGAACCUCGGCCAGUUCGUGCAGGCGUUCAACGACGCCACGCGCGAAGCAAACGGGAUGAUGAUCCCGGUCGUGGUGAGCGUUUACAACGACCGCUCGUUCGAGUUUAUCACCAAGAGCCCCCCCGCAGCCGUGCUGCUGAAGAAGACGGCCGGCUUGGCCAAGGGGUCCGGCGUGCCGAACAAGACCAAGGUCGGCAAGGUGACCCAGGCCCAGCUGGAGGACAUCGCCAAGAUGAAGAUGAACGACCUCAACGCCCGCGACCUGGAGCACGCGGCCUUUCACCCGUCACCGGGGAGUGAAGCAGCGAUGCCUAAAGUAAGUAAGCGGUUGAAGUCCGCUAAUAAGAAGCGGCCGGCCGACGCGCUGCCGCUCAGCGAAGCGGUCGCGACUCUGAAGAGCUUCGACGCCGCGAAGUUCGACCAGUCGGUCGAGGUGGCGAUGCGUCUAGGCGUCGACCACACGCAAGCGGAUCAGAUUGUCCGCGGCUCGAUCGUGCUGCCUAACGGCAUCGGCAAGGUUCAGCGGAUCGUCGUGUUCGCGAAGGGCCCCGCCGCGAAAGCGGCCGAGGCAGCCGGCGCCGACCAUGUCGGUGAUGACGAGCUAGCGAAGAGGAUCAUGGACGGCUGGACGGACUUCGACGUUUGUAUCGCCACCCCCGACAUGAUGAAGACCAUCAGCCCGCUGGGUCGGGUGCUUGGCCCGCGUGGUUUGAUGCCAUCGCCCCGUGCCGGCACGGUGACGCCCGAUCCGGCCACCGUUGUUAAUGAAUACAAGGCCGGUAAGGUCGAGUUCCGCAAUGACAAGGGCGGGAACGUCCAGGCGAUUGUCGGCAAGCUGAGUUUCGACAACGACAAGCUCGCCGCCAACAUCGCCGCCUUCGUCGAUAAGGUCGUCGCCAUGAAGCCGUCGGCGGUAAAGGGCAUCUACGUCAAGAGUGUUUACAUCUCGGCGACGAUGCCCCUCGCCAUGAGCAAGUACGUCAAAGAGUUGAUGACCGACGACCUCGCGUCCAAGUGGGACGGCGUCGGCGAGCUGAUGCUCGUGAGCAUGGUCGGCAUGGAAGCCAACGACACGGUGGCUUUGCGCAAGCGGCUUCGUGAUAAGAACAUCCAGAUGAUGGUGGUCAAGAACAGCUUGGCCCGGCGUGCGACCGAAGGGACCACGCUGGCGCCGGCGUUCGAGGGCGCGAAGGGCGCUCAAGCCGUCGUCUGGGGCGCCGAGGAUGUCGUGGCCCUGGCCAAGGAAGUGAUGGCGGUCGCCGAGACGCCGCAAUUCAAGCUGUUCGCCCCGACCGGCGGCGUGCUCGACGGCUCGAAGCUGUCCGCCGACGACGUGAAGGCCGUCAGCAAGUGGCCGAGCCGCGCCGAGAUGCUGAGCAUCAUUUCGGGCCAGAUCAUGGGCCCGGCGAUGACGCUGUCCGCUCAGCUGCUCGGCCCAGCGAAGAUGCUCGCCAGCCAAAUCAAACAGAAGGGCGACGAAGAGGGUGGCGAGGUGGCGUGGCGGCGAAGAAUGAAUGACCGGCUCGGCUUGUGGCGCAGCCUCAGCAGCGAUUGCCACAUCCGGACGACGAGAGAGAUGGGCGACAAGAUCGUCGGUCUGACCCUGAAGGAAGCCAAGGAGCUGAGCGACUACCUGAAGGAAGUCCACGGCAUCGAGCCGGCCGCUGGUGGCGGCGCGGUGGUGAUGGCCGCUCCUGCCGAUGGUGGUGGCGCCGCCCCCGCUGAGGAGCAGACCGAAUUCGAC